Molecule: messenger RNA, 5394 nt
Organism: Phycodurus eques (leafy seadragon)
Lineage: Eukaryota; Metazoa; Chordata; Actinopteri; Syngnathiformes; Syngnathidae
Gene: bmper
Product: BMP binding endothelial regulator
Molecular function (GO): protein binding
Source: RefSeq, a predicted model, not a curated record
UCGGAGCUUCUUGUCAAUUGUUCAUCCGAGUGGAGGAUGUCGCCCGGCCGCCGAUCCUCCACCUGCAGGCUCCUCGCCGGCUUGCUGCUGCUGCUACUGCAGGCGGUGCUGCCUGCAGCCGCGCUCAUCACAGGCACAGAGGCCAGCUGUGAGAACGAAGGCGAGGUCCUGCACAUCCCCAACAUCACCGACAACCCCUGCAUCACCUGUGUCUGUCUGGAGGGCAAGGCCGACUGCAAGCAGGAGAAAUGUCCGCCCGUGUCUGAAGAUUGCGCCCUGGUGGUCAAACAAAGCGGCGCAUGCUGCGAGAGGUGUAAAGGUUGCAUGUUGCACGGACGAGCCUACAACAGCUCAAUUACCUGGACCAGCGUCACCAAGCCCUGCAUGACCCGGCGCUGUCAGGAAGGCGUCAUCACCGAAGCACAGGUGCAAUGUGUGGUCCACUGCAAGAACCCCAAGAUCCAUCCCAAAAAGUGCUGCCCUACAUGCCCCAGCUGCAUUUUCGAGGGUCGUCUGCACAAAGAGAAGGAAGAAUUCAGUCCUGAAGGCAAACCCUGCAUCAAGUGUACUUGCGCAGGGGGACGCACUCUCUGCAUGAAGGAGGCCUGCCCUGUCCUUUCCUGCCCUGCCCACCUCAGCCACACCCCUCCUGGGCAGUGCUGUCCCAAAUGUCUCGGUCAGAGGAAGGUGUUUGACUUGUCUCAGGGGAGUUGUCUGUUCCACAGCGAGGUCUUCGAGAACACCACGUCCUUCGUUCACGACAACUGCACCGAGUGCACGUGCAAGGACUCCACCGUGGUGUGCAGGAGGCGCUGCUCGCAAGCCGGCAGUUGCCAUGGCGACCGCUGCUGUGACGACUGCUUGUCCUACGUGAAGGUGGACGACGUCAAGUACUGCAGAGUACGCAAUAAGAUCUACAGGGAGGGCGACAUGUGGUCGUCAGUGAACUGCUCGUUGUGCGCGUGCGUGACAGGCAGCGUCGAGUGUCGGCCAAAACAGUGUGUACCAAUCACCAGCUGCCCCUCGAACAAGAUCCUGAACCGGACCGGCUGCUGUCCAGUCUGCACUGAAAAGCCAGGCGUGUGCACCGUGUUUGGCGACCCGCACUACAACACCUUCGACGGAAGAACUUUUAACUUCCAGGGAACGUGUCAGUACGUGCUGACUCGGGACUGCGGUGGCGGUACCGGCAGCAACGCCAUAGCCAAUAACGGCGAGUCGAGCUUUACGGUGUUGGUGAAGAACGACGCUCGGCGCACCCGCUCCUUCUCCUGGACUCAAUCGGUGGAGGUGCGUCUAGGAGGGCUGGUCCUGGGCCUCCACCAGCACCUGACCGUACGCAGGAACGGCACCCGCAUCGCGCUCCCCUACCACGGGCCUGGCGUGCACAUCGACCUGGACGGAUACCUCCUCAAGCUUACCACCAUCGCAGGUCUGGAGAUUACUUGGGACGGCGACAGUUUCGUGGAGGUGGUGGCCGCCCCGCACUUGCGUGGGCGCCUCUGCGGCCUGUGCGGCAACUACAACGGGCACAAGCGCGACGACACCAUGGGCGGCGACGGCCACUUCAAGUUUGAUGUGGACGAGUUCGCCGAGUCGUGGCGCGCGUUGGACAGCAACGAAUUGUGCGCGCAGCCGGCGCCCCACCGCCGCCCCACCUCCUUCCUGUGUCCCGGCAGCGUCAAGGUCAAAUUCCGCGCCCACCGUGAGUGCCAGAAGAUCAAGUCGUGGGAGUUCCAGAAGUGUCACCGCGUUGUCGACUUCGCCACCUUCUACAGGUCUUGUGUGACGGACAUGUGCGAGUGUCCCGUGCACAAGAACUGCUACUGCGAGUCAUUCAUCGCCUACAGCCGAGCGUGCGAGCGAGAGGGCGUCCCCGUUAUCUGGAAGCCUGACACCGCCUGCGUGGCCACGCAGUGCAAGCACGACGCCGUGUACGACACAUGCGGGCCGGGCUGCACCAAAACCUGCGACAACUGGAACGAGAUCGGGCCGUGCCACAAGCCCUGCGUGGCCGGCUGCCACUGUCCCGCCAACCUGGUUCUUUUCCAGGGACGCUGCAUCCGACCCCUGGCCUGCCCCGGACGGUGACACAGGCACCGGUCCGGGGGUGCGGAGUGAGGAAAACGCAUCUCGGACUUGAUGAGAUGCGGCGAAAGUACUCAGGGUCCAAGUAAUCCCCUUUGAAAAAAACACUCAGGAGAGGAAAUUGUGGGAGUACGUUCUUGUCUCGGAACCUCACGGGACUUUUGGACUCUUUAAGUCGUGUGGACCUUGUCUGAAACGGACAAGGAGCUUUUAUACAGCUAAACAGAUUUAUGACAAGCUUUUCUACAAUUGUUAUGUGUUGAUACUGUUAAUUUAUAUAGCAAAGGUGGUAGCACGGGUGAGGAGGGCACAGCUAAGAAAUGGUUUACAGUGAACCCCUGUUCGCACAAAGCCAGGGAAAUGGAAAGUCGAUCCACAGGGCUGCACUGUAACUCAGCUUGAAUAAAAGCGAUUCAGCGGAUGCUUGGGCGAGUAACAAAACUUGACCCGUACUGACUUCAGGUUGUCCAAAGGCUUCAAGCGGAAGACUACGAUGCUUUUACGUGAAUGCCUGUUCUAAGAGUUCGCUUUAUAGUUGGGCUUCUGCUGUGUGGUUUGUCAAGUAAAGAUCCUGUUUCGAGAAACUUGCCAUGGAUACCGUAAAUCGUACCACUCAGCAUGGGCCGUUAGCAAGAUAUACUGCGGUUCUAAAAAGUCACGGUUUCAAAAACGCUAAAACAUUCCAUCAGCAUAGUGAAAUCUGACAAGGCCUGAUGGUUACAUGCUCAUUAUUCUAUAUUAGAGGUGCAACAACUAAUCGAUUGAAAUUGAAACUAUUUUGAUAUUCGAUUCAUCGUUUCGAGGCAUUAAUUUAAAAUUGUCCAUAUCCUUAGAAUUUCAGCCUCUCAGCAGUAUCCAUCCAUCCAUUUUCUGAGCCGCUUCUCCUCACUAGGGUCGCGGGCGUGCUGGAGCCUAUACCAGCUGUGGUCGGGCAGGAGGCGGGGUACACCCUGAACUGGUUGCCAGCCAAUCGCAGGGCACAUACAUACAAACAAACAACCAUUCGCACUCACAGUCACCCCUUCGGGCAAUUUUAGAGUCUCCAAUUAAUGCAUGUUUUUGGGAUGUGGGAGGAAACCGGAGUGCCCGGAGAAAACCCACGCAGGCACGGGGAGAACAUGUAAACUCCACACAGGCGGGACCGGGGAUUGAACCCGGGUCCUCAGAACUGUGAGGCUGACGCUCUAACCAGUCGUCCACCGUGCCGCCUCUCAGCAGUAAAUAUACUCAAAUUUCUGUCGUCCUCCAUGAAACCACACUGAUUAUCUUUGUGUUUAAUCACAAUAAGACUUUUGUAAUAUCUGCUGUUACUUUGGAAAACAAUUAUCAACAUUUUUGCCCCUUUUCUGACAUGUCACGGACCAAACCAGUUUAUAGUAAACUUACUCAUUUAUUAUGAAUCAUAAUCAAUUUAUGUUUGUGCAUUUUCUGCAGUCAGUUUGGGAUGUCCUGUUUUUUAAUAAAGGGAUGGAAAUUAAAAGAAUUUUAAAAAUCAGAUUCACUGAUUAAUCGAAAAAAAAUAGUGGACAGAUUAGUCAAUUAUUUAAAUAGUUUUUAGUUGCACCACUUCACUAUUUAUUGUACGUGUUGACUUUUCACUGCAUUUUAAUCCAUAUGUAUAUCUUUUCAAUACUGUACAGUAUUCAUAUUCAUGUAAAACCCCAUUUAGAAAACAAUUGGAUGUUCGGCGAUAUAGCGGGGGUUCACUGUAAAGGGACAAAACAAAGAAAAAGCUAUUUAUGUUUAUGUAUUGUGUGUACUUUUGUGUGCCCAAAUGUGACCCGUGUGUUGUUGUUGUUGAAAAGUACUGUAGCAUCUUUGUGGAAGGUGUUCUUUGGAAAAGGAAAAAAACACCUUACCUUCAUUAUUUAAGAGCCACAAUAUAAUCUUUUAACCAAUUGAACGAGUGUCUUCUCUCCAGCCUUCAAAUCAAACACAAAAGUUGUUGUUUGUUUUCAUAUUUUCAUACUGAGAGCUUUUCCGACCAAUCAGAUUUUAGAUUCACCACUCGCUCAAUUUUCCCGUCCUCUGAUUGGUUGAGCUCAAAAUGUGCGUGAGAUUGAUUUACUGAGGAGGGAGACGUUGGACAUGAUUCAACAGUCUUUUUUCCAGGCACCGCAUUUUCAAGGAAAAACUCGACUUUGUGACGCUUGGUCAACCACAAAUACUUUCUGUCUGGCCUGUUUCAACGAGGAAAAAUGAUUUUUUUGUUUUAAUUUUUUGGGGCACUUUCAGAGUAGCAUGUAUGAGCACGACAGCUAGCUUACAGCGGGAAGCAGAAAAGGAAGGGAAGUCCAAUUCCGUCUGUUAGCAUCUCCGGUGAGUACGACGGAUUUUACGUUUUUGUCAUGUUAUUUUAUGAAUUGUAGUGUACACACUACAACCUCGAUAGAGGUUUGUAGUUGUUUGAAUGUGAUGUAUUGGAUGAUAAAGGUACCCGUUUCUUAAUGGUAUUCAUACUCUUCUUUAAUGCAAACAUUUAUGUAGCGGGGUUUUUUUGUCCAUUAUUUUGCAUUGUGGUGGUGUUAUUGAGAAGUGGAUUACGUCGCUGAAGGCCCAGGUCCUAAACUCACUAGUGAGGACAAAGCCCACCAGGAGAACGACUGUGUACAAGUAAGCUGAAUAGCAAGGACUACACUUGCACAAUAUCAACAUGGGACAGCAGCAAACACUCUUUCCGCACAUUUUAUUUGAACACAGACUUAUGUACAACACCAAGAAGCUGCAGAGCUGAAGUGGCAACACUGGGAUCCUCUCUGCUGCAAUUUCAUACAAAAUCACCACCAAAAUAGAAAUACCAAAUUCAUACAAAAUCACCACCAAAAUAGAAAUACCAAAAAUACUUUAUAAGAGUCCAAACGCACAACUCAUAACAAGAAACAGGACCCCGAAAAAGCAGUAACGCAACUGCUCUUGUCAGCAUGACAAUCAGAUCAUUUUUUUUUUAAACAACCAGUUGAUCUCAUUUAAUCAUGCGACUGACUGGGAUUCAAAUGAACCUUUUUGCAGCUGUGCCUUCUGGGGCUGCAAAUGUCUGACUAGCUCAUGUAUGUCAUUUUUACUUUAAAAUUGUGAAAAUUUACUUUCAAAGACUAAUUGGUUUUAAAUUGAAUGUUUUUGUCGCUAACAGUCUUUCCUGAGGCUAAAAAUCAGGUGUGUGUGUGUGUGUGUGUGUAUAUAUAUAUAUAUAUAUAUAAUGACAAUGACUUCAAAUUCCCUUUAAACUGCUAAUUUUAUCAUGUCACUGACCGUUUUGUAGCUAAUAGUCUCCUGAGGGCAAGAUUCUUGAAUAUAAUUUUUUAUAGA